AUGUUGCCACAAUCUCUAGAAAGUUCUUAUCAUGAAAAAGGCAGGGCAGGCAGAGAUGGAGAUGAUACCAAAUGUGUUCUUAUUUAUACAGUUGAAGAUUAUUGCUCAAUAAAAAAAUGGAUAAUAUUUUGGAGAGAAAUUUUAUCCUCCAGAAUACAAAAAACCUGUGAUAAUUGUAACACAUCAUCAUCAUCAACCAAUAACAAUAAUAAUAGCAGUAUCAGAGAUCCAAAUAAUAAGACACUGUCAUCUUCAUCAAAACCAAAACAAAAUGUUAAGACUAAAUCUGUAGUUGCUACAACCAAAUCGAAAUCUGAAAUAACUAAUUCAUUGUCUGCAACAUUGUUAUCUAAUACAACAUUAUCAUCUACAACAUCAUCACUUACUACAUCAAAAAGUACAGAAAUAUCAAAAUUAUCAAAUUUGACAUCCAGUAGCAUUGAGAAAAAACUAUCAGAUACUGUUAUAUCUUCAUUGACAUCCACCUCCAGUAUUACCUCUAGGAAACGAACUCAUAAUUAUCAAGAUGAAUCAACGAUUAAAACAUCUACCCUUGUUGAAACUGCUGGUUCAGAAAAGAAAAUAGAAAAGAAGAAAUUAAAAUUUGCUGCUAAUGGCUCUCAUGGUGCUAACUUAAUCACUGAAAAAGAAAUAGGGAAGAAAAGCUUGAUAUUACAGGCAUCAUUAAAAAUUCCAUCAUAA
This is a messenger RNA of Entrophospora candida, 702 nucleotides long. The record is from the annotation of a GenBank genome assembly. NCBI's taxonomy places the organism in Eukaryota, Fungi, Glomeromycota, Glomeromycetes, Entrophosporales, Entrophosporaceae.